ACAGUUUCAGUUUUGACAGCAGUCACCAGUGCCUUCCUGGAAGCUUCUAGAAGGGCAGGGGCGCAUACUGGCUGACAGGCUGUGCCCGAAACUGGAUCACCUGGAGAGAAGGAAGUAACUAAAACAUUUCAUCAAGAAGAAGUCAACUUUAAUGGCACAACCCCCUUGGAAGCCACAAGCAAUGAGGCUCUCCUUGUUCACCCUCUUGGUAACUGUCUUCUCAGGGGUCGCCACAAAAAGCCCCAUAUUUGGUCCCCAGGAUGUGAGUAGUAUAGAAGGUAACUCGGUUUCCAUCACGUGCUACUACCCAGACACCUCUGUCAACCGGCACACCCGGAAAUACUGGUGCCGACAGGGAGCCAGCGGCUCUUGCAUAACCCUCAUAUCUUCAAAUGGCUACCUCUCCAAGGAGUAUUCAGGCAGAGCCAACCUCAUCAACUUCCCAGAGAAUAGCACAUUUGUGAUUAACAUCGCACACCUCACCCAGGAUGACACUGGGAGCUACAAGUGUGGCCUGGGUACCAGUAACCAAGGCCUGUCCUUCGAUGUCAGCCUGGAGGUCAGCCAGGUUCCUGAGGUCUCAAUUGACACCCAUGUCUACACAAAGGACAUAGGCAGAAACGUAAUCAUCGAAUGCCCUUUCGAAAACUUUCAGAAUUCUCCUAAAAAGAAAUCCCUGUGUAAGAUGACAGGCCAGACCUGUGAACUUAUCAUUGACUCCACUGGGUAUGUGAACCCCAGAUAUAAGGGCAGAGCAGAACUUACUAUGAAAGGGACCAAAAAAGUAUUCAAUGUCAGCAUUAAUCAUCUAAUGCUCAGUGAUGCUGGGCUGUAUGUUUGCCAAGCUGGAGAAGGUUCUAGUGCUGAUAAAAAGAAUGUUGACCUCCAGGUGCUGGAGCCUGAGCCAGAGCUGCUUUAUAAAGACCUGAGGUCCUCAGUGACUUUAGAAUGUGACCUGGGUCAUGAGGUAGCAGACGAGGUCAAAUAUCUGUGCCGGAUGAACAAGGAAACCUGUGAUGUGAUCAUCAACACCCUAGGGAAGAGGGAUCCAGCUUUCGAAGGCAGGAUCCUGCUAACGCCCAGGGAUGACAAUGGCCGUUUCAGUGUGUUGAUCACAGGCCUGAGGAAGGAGGAUGCAGGGCACUACCAGUGUGGAGCCACCAGUUCUGGUUUGCCUCAAGAAGGUUGGCCCAUCCAGACUUGGCAACUCUUUGUCAAUGAAGAGUCCACAAUUCCCAACAGUCGCUCUGUGGUGAAGGGCUUCACAGGAGGCUCUGUGGCCAUCGUCUGUCCCUAUAACCCCAAGGAAAGCAGCAGCCUCAAGUACUGGUGUCACUGGGAAGCAGAUGGGAAUGGACGCUGCCCGGUGCUGGUGGGGACCCAGGCCCUGGUGCAAGAAGAGUAUGAAGGCCGACUGGCACUGUUUGAUCAGCCAGGCAAUGGCACCUACACAGUCAUCCUCAACCAGCUCACCACCCAGGAUGCUGGCUUCUACUGGUGUCUUACCAAUGGUGACCCUCGCUGGAGAACCACAAUAGAACUCCAGGUUGCUGAAGCAACAAGGAGGCCAAACCUUGAGGUGACACCACAGAAUGCGACUGCGGUGAUAGGAGAGUCCCUCACAAUCUCCUGCCACUAUCCAUGCAAAUUCUACUCCCAGGAGAAAUACUGGUGCAAGUGGAGCAACGAGGGCUGCCACAUCCUGCCUAGCCACGACGAAAGUUCCCGCCAGGCCUCUAUGAGCUGCGACCAGAGCAGCCAGCUCAUCUCCAUGACCCUGAACCCAGUCAGUAAGGAAGAUGAAGGCUGGUACUGGUGUGGGGUAAAACAAGGCCAGGCCUAUGGAGAAACUACAGCCAUCUAUGUAGCUGUUGAAGAGAGGGCCAGAGGGUCACCCCACGUCAACCCAACAAAUGCAAAUGCACCUGCAAAAGUUGCUCCAGAAGAAGAGGUAGUGGAAUCCUCUGUCAGUGAGAACGAGAACAAAGCCAUUCUGAACCCCAGGCUUUUUGAAGAUCAAAGAGAGAUACAGAAUGUGGGAGACCAAGCUCAGGAAAACAGAGCAUCUGGGGAUGCUGGCAGGGCUGAUGGACAAAGCGGGAGCUCCAAAGUGUUAUUCGCCACCCUGGUGCCCCUGGGUCUGGUGCUGGCAGUGGGUGCUGCGGCUGUGUGGGUGGCCAGAGUCCGACACAGGAAGAAUGUAGAUCGCAUGUCAAUCAGCAGCUACCGGACAGAUAUUAGCAUGGCAGACUUCAAGAACUCCAGGGAUUUUGGAGGCAAUGACAAUAUGGGGGCCUCUCCAGACACACAGGAAACAGUCGUCGAAGGAAAGGAUGAAAUCGUAACCACCACUGAGUGCACUGCUGAGCCAGAAGAAUCCAAGAAAGCGAAAAGGUCAUCCAAGGAGGAAGCUGACAUGGCUUACUCGGCAUUCCUGCUUCAAUCCAACACCAUAGCUGCGCAGGUCCAUGAUGGUCCCCAGGAAGCCUAGGCGGUGCUGACCGCCCACCCCUGCCUGUGACAAUCAACUUGAGAAUCACACUGAUCCACUUGCAGCCCACACUCACCCAUCACCUCUGCUCUUCCCUCCUGUCCUCAGAGGUGUGCUGGUUCCUUCCUCGGCCAUGGGAGCCUAGCCUAGUUAUGCCUGUUUAGGAAAGAGUGUGAGGAGUUCUUUUCUCUGUUAAAAGAGUAAGGUGGAAAUGAGGAGUCGAGCCUGAGAAGCAUCUCUGAGAGAAGAGUGUUCAGAGUAGGGGCUCAUUUCAGUGGGGGAAAGCCACUUGAAGCCUCUUUAUACCCAUACAAUAGGAUGUCAGUGUAGCUCUCCUCUCUUCCAUCUCUCCUUCCCUCUCUUCUUGAUUCAAACAACACAUCUGAGAACUCACUAGGCUUCAGUGCCUACUAAAUGCUGAGAGCCAGGCCACAGCCUUUCUAUAAACAUCACUGGAAGAGACGCCAUCUCCUCCUAGAUUCUGUCUUUUCACUAAGAUAAGAAAGACAUCAUUACCAGGUAUAUCUCCUGCCUCUGGAGACCAUAGGCAACAUAGGAAAUCCCUGCAUAUGCAAGCUAAAAGGGUACCACAAUUCUCAGAUGAGAAGAGAUUUUUCUUAAGGGUACUCAGUGAGAUAAACUAGUCUCAAACCAGGUGUGGCAACUCCUGGCUCUUGGCCUGGGAUCUGUCUUCAAGACCUCUGCUCUUAUUAGAGGGAGAACUUUAGCAUGGGGAAAACCAAGAGAAAACGAGUUAAAUGGGCAUGGUGGUGUGCUCCUGAAAUUCCAAUAGUAAGAGGUAAAAAUAGGAUCAGAAGUUCAAGGUAAUCCUGGGCUACCUAGGGAGUUCAAGGCCAGCCUGGGAUACAUUGAGACUUGGUUUCAAAGAAGGAGGGAGCAGGAGGAACAGGAACAGGAGGAGGUGCAGGGGGAGAAGCAAGAGAAGGAGAAGAAGAAGGAAAAAGACAAAGAGGAGAAGGAGGAGGAGAAAGAAGAAGAGGAGGAGGAGAAGGAGGGAGA
Molecule: messenger RNA, 3511 nt
Organism: Arvicanthis niloticus (Nile rat)
Lineage: Eukaryota; Metazoa; Chordata; Mammalia; Rodentia; Muridae
Gene: Pigr
Product: polymeric immunoglobulin receptor
Cellular component (GO): plasma membrane
Molecular function (GO): transmembrane signaling receptor activity
Source: RefSeq, a predicted model, not a curated record